Coniosporium apollinis CBS 100218 is the source of this 168-nucleotide messenger RNA. RefSeq lists its product as uncharacterized. The record is from RefSeq and is a predicted model, not a curated record. The transcript is spliced from 2 exons. Bases 1 to 168 code for a protein of 55 amino acids. Lineage: Eukaryota; Fungi; Ascomycota; Dothideomycetes.
AUGAUUCGGGAGGUAGCCCAAGGUGUCAUACGCGGCGAGACAUCCGAAGCCCAGAAAGAGCGCGUGGCAGGCUUGCAGAAGGCAGAUAACGCGAAUCGGUUGAGAAUGAAGAAAACUCACAGUGUCAAGAAGACCGCGCGGAAAGGCGGAAGUCGGUCGGACUACUGA